This is a messenger RNA of Scophthalmus maximus (turbot), 3089 nucleotides long. It is a transcript of the gene eogt, whose product is annotated as EGF domain-specific O-linked N-acetylglucosamine (GlcNAc) transferase. The transcript has 17 exons. Gene Ontology annotation, cellular component: endoplasmic reticulum lumen. The record is from RefSeq and is a predicted model, not a curated record. Gene Ontology annotation, molecular function: protein N-acetylglucosaminyltransferase activity. Bases 828 to 2447 code for a protein of 539 amino acids. NCBI's taxonomy places the organism in Eukaryota, Metazoa, Chordata, Actinopteri, Pleuronectiformes, Scophthalmidae.
CGUUGUUUCCUCGUCUGGUUUCUUUUGCUCCACGUCGGUGCGGGUGGAUUUAAAAAAAACAAAACAAGAGGGGCUCGCGCUUUUUGCGAACAACUUAACGCUGCGUGUUAGCAAAGCAGCCACACAUUUCACGCAUUAGCAUCUAAUGAUGGACGCUGUCCUUCACACCUCUCGGGAAGGAGAGGGAGUAGGUAAUGCGCUAUUACCCCCGCCUCUCUCCGCCACGACCAUCGGUCUGUGCGGUCACCGGGAGUCCGUCGGUCGGUUGUGGCGCGCGAGCUAGCCACGUCUGAUAAGACGCGCCAAGACGCGGUGAAGCUAGUUGGCGGGGCUAACGUGAAACCGUCUUUCUUCUCCGAGAUCCCGCGGCGACGAACUACACGAAUGCAACGCCAAGGGGACAUUAUUAAACUGCGGAUGGUUUAGUCACAAUCACGCCAGACAGAGGAUUUUGCUGAAGCUCAUCGAACGUGUCGCUCCACCGCUGGACUAGUUCCCGGAUGGAGAUGAGCGAGAGAGAGAGAGAGAGAGAGAGACGCACGGAGGGCCUUCACGCCCCCUUCACCGAGUUAACUGUUGCUUAACUUCCCCUUGAAUUUAAUUUGGACCAACGUUUCAAACCUGCAGACGAGACUAGUUCAUAAGUCCCUUAUGUCCCGCUGCGUCAGCUCCUUCGGAUGUGAAAAGGAUUUGUUCUGCAGCACACUGUGGCUGCAAGCGUCAGCAAGGGCCCCACUGAUUUUGAGGAGUGUAAACGAUGUUCUUGGUUCUCGUCUGGGGGGCCCCGUGAAGGCAGGCGGCCGUCCCAUGCCUGUGCAAUUCUGACUAUGCUGCUCUCGGUGGCGCUGGGCAUAGUUUUCUCCUGCACUGCGGUCGCCACUGAGAGAGCCGCGGACGCCAACCGCGGAGCGCCAGCGCCGCUCCUCAACUACAGCUGGAUCUCCCUGCCGCCGGAGCACAUACCCUACUUCCUCCACAACAACAAGAGGGUCGCCAAGCGGUGUCGUCGGGACCCACUCUGCCCUUUUAAAGAUGCACCGCUGGGUUUGUUUGCCUGUUGGGGUUAUGAGAAGAGCUGCGAUCCAGGGAUGCGGUUCAGUUAUCCAGUCUGCACCAGAGCGGACUCCGGAUGGGCUCGUUCACUGGAGGCUGCCCAGGAGCUUUUCUGGAAGCAGGCGGAUUUUGGCUACGUCAAAGAGCGACUUUCUGAGCUCAAAACACUCUGCAAGGCCAGCAAGCCGGGGGACUCCUCACUGAGAUGCAGUAGCCACACUAGAUUCUGUAAGGCAACUAACCUUUAUCUGGACUUGCGGAGGCCGAGCAGAAGUCAUGAGAGAUACAAGGAGGACUUCAUUCAGAAGGGGGAGAUCGGUGGUCACUGCAGACUGAACAAGCGAGCGCUUGCUGCUGAGGGAGAGCACAAGAGCCCCUUGCAAUCUUGCUCAUUCAUGUCAGUGUCACUGCUGGGUUUUCGGGGUUAUCAGUAUGCUGAACUUCAGACAUACACAGAGCUGGACUUUCAUCCCAUAGAGGACGGACACUGUGACAUCAUCAUCGAAAAACCCACUGUUUUUAUGAAACUGGAUGCUGGGGUGAACAUGUACCACCACUUCUGUGACUUUGUCAACCUCUACAUCUCCCAGCACAUUAACAACUCCUUCAGCGCAGAUAUCAACAUCGUCAUGUGGGACACGAGUUUUUAUGGUUAUGGGGAUUUGUUCGGUGAAACGUGGAAGGCCUUCUCAGACUAUGACAUCAUCCACCUGAAGACCUAUGACUCGAAAAGAGUGUGUUUCAAAGAUGCCUUCUUCUCCCUCCUACCAAGAAUGAGAUAUGGCCUCUUUUACAACACGCCUCUCAUCUCAGACUGCUACAGCGAGGGGAUGUUCAGGGCUUUCUCCCAGCAUGUCCUCCAUCGGCUGGACAUCCCACAAGAUGGGCCAAAGGAGGGGCGUGUUCGUGUCACCCUGCUGGCACGCAGCACAGAAUACAGAAGGAUAUUAAACCAAGUGGAGCUGGUAAAUGCCCUCAAGACGGUGCCUUUACUGGAGGUCAAUGUGGUGGACUACAAAUACAAGGAUGUUCCCUUCCUGGAGCAGCUGAGGAUCACCCACAACUCUGACAUUUUCAUAGGGAUGCACGGGGCAGGUCUCACACACCUCCUCUUCCUCCCAGACUGGGCUGUCAUCUUUGAGCUAUAUAAUUGUCAGGAUGAGAGCUGCUAUCGAGAUUUGGCUCGGCUGCGGGGCAUUCGAUACGUGACUUGGCAGAAAAUGGACAAAGUGGUCCCACAGGACAAGGGUCACCAUCCCACCCUCGGGGACCAUCCCAAGUUUACCAACUACUCUUUUGAUGUGGGUGAGUUCAUGCGGCUCGUGCUGGAGGCGGUCGACGACGUAACACAUCAUCCCAAAUGGCCAAGCCGAGCCCCUCGCGAUGAACUGUAGAGUCUCUUGUGAGUUCAGAGGAUACAAACAUCUGGCUGCUGAAGGACUCUGAAUACGAUCCUGCCUUUUUGGUAUGAUGAACAGACAUCUAGAUACUGGCAGUGUAACUUCAUUUGUUCUUCUUUUUGUGUUGUUUUUGAGUUACCACGGUCACCAGUGGUCUGAACAUUUAUCUCCCCCUGUCCACUGCUUUGAUAAGGCCUGAUGAGUGAAGGCAGCAUGGCGGACAUCGUGGGUUGGAAUGGAUUUCAUCGGCUCUAUUAGUGUCAAAUCAGUCGAAGGACGAGGCGCGUGCGGCCGCAGCAUCUGGAGAGUGAUGAGACGUGUCCUAUGUUUCUUCAUUACCUCCACUGCGACGACUUCAUUCCACGCUGGCAAAGUUGGCUGACGAGCAGCUGUUACAGCGUCCCGUCACACGCGGCAUCGUGUCAUUUUCGAUCAGCGUCACCUCGAUGCACGUCCUCCUCAAGAGUUGUUGACAAUCACGCCAAGAGUUUCUGAUCAAAUCCGCCGCUGAAAUAUACAGUACGCUGUGAUGUGUUGUGUUCACAUGCUGGAUUUUUCCACAUUUGCUGUAGUUGCAAACUUAGAUUUUUAGAUUGUCGCGUUGAAAUCGUGGUGCUUGAAGUGAUGCUCAUGAAC